Aspergillus versicolor CBS 583.65 is the source of this 1032-nucleotide messenger RNA. RefSeq lists its product as uncharacterized. NCBI's taxonomy places the organism in Eukaryota, Fungi, Ascomycota, Eurotiomycetes, Eurotiales, Aspergillaceae. The record is from RefSeq and is a predicted model, not a curated record. The coding region runs from base 1 to 1032 and encodes 343 amino acids. The transcript has 2 exons.
AUGAAGGCCGCUCUCAAGCUCGUCUCCGCCCUGUCGGCACUCGCCCUGGUGCAGGCGCAGGAACUCGACAAGCCAGCCCUAAGCGACGACCUCGACUACCUGAAGGAGGGCAACACCAACGCCCUGCCCAUCCGCACGUCUACCAUCUCGCAAUGGCCCGCCGGCUCCCUCCCCAAGGACUGCAAGGACCUCGCCGAGGGUGAGGACAAGUCCGCCGCCGACAUGGAGGUCUACGAGGUCAAAUACUCCGACUGCGGUGACCCCUGGCUCUUCUGCCGCCACAAGGACGUCGAGGUCGACAUCGAAAAGGCCGCCGAGACCUUCUCGCGCGUGCCCCUGCGCAUGCGCGACUGGGUCCGCCAGGUCCUGCUCUUCCCUGGCUCCAACUCGGCCUUUGCCAUCAACGGCAAUGUCGCUUUCAUCGGUACCACCGGUGAGAACGUCGAUGUGAUGCUCCACGAGACCGGGCACGGCGUUGACGGCUUUGCUGCUUUUGGCGAGAACCUGAAAACAGCAAGCGAGGGCUUCCUCGCCGCCUACGACAGCGACACCCACGUCCCCGACAACUACGCCCGCUCCAGCCAGGCCGAGAACGUCGCCCAGAACAUCGUCGUCGCCGUCUACGACUCCAACGUCGACGGCGGCUUCCCCGGCGCCCAGCCCAACUCCGACGCCAUCUCCAACCAGUACGAGUACAUCAAGAAGCUCGGCGGCGAUGCCCUCAAGCCCGCUGGCCCCGAUGAGACCUGCGACCGCCACCUCGAGAACUCCGAGACUGUCCAGCUUGACUCUCGUCUCUCGUCCAGCUCGGUCUCGCCUACUCCUUCGUCGUCUGCCACUCCUUCUUCUUCUGCGACGCCUUCUUCCUCUGCCACUCCUUCGUCGUCUGCUUCGGCCUCGCCUACGCCCAGCACGUCGUCCGCUCAGUCCGUUGUGUUCCGUCGCGCUUACAAGCCCAACUCCGUCUUCCGCCGCGAGUACAAGAACAUUGUCCGUGACUUUGAGCCUUUUGAGUUCCGUGAGACUUUCUAA